AUGAUAAGUAAACAUGUGGUCUUGUUCUACUUUUUCACAUUAAUUUCUCUGGUUACUUCAGUAGAUCCUAGUUGUAAAGGUAAAAUAAAUACAAAUGAAAUCUUACGUGAACAACCACGCUUUGUUAAUUCUGUACCUAAUGGAAAACGGUUUAUUGUUGGACAAGGUUAUGAUAAAAUAAAUAUUGUUCAUGUUUAUGGUGGUACACCCUAUGAUAUGGGAUAUGCAUUUGGUCAAUUAAUGAGUGAAGAUCUUAAACAACUUGUUCCAGAAUAUUUUUCUUAUUUGGAAAAUAUGAUAGAAGAUUUGAUUAAACAAUUGCCACCACUUAUUUCAAAAUGGCUCGCUGAAUUCGGUUUACGUGGUGCUCUUGAUCUUAAUUAUGAUAUAACUCGUAAAUAUACACCACCUUGGUAUGAUGAAGAACUUCGAGGUCUUGCUGCUGGUAGUGGUGUAUCAUAUGAAGAUAUUCGUCGACUUAAUCUACUUCCAGAAUUAAUCAAAGCUGCAUGCAGUGUAUUAGGAGCAUGGGGUGAAUCUACAAUAUCAUCAACAUUACUUCAUCUUCGUUCAUUAGAUUGGGAUGAAAAAGCUCCAAUAGCUAAAUAUGCCACAGUAACAAUCUAUCAUCCAAAUGCAUCUUAUGAAGGUUAUGCUAAUCAUUUUCAUGAUUAUUAUAAACAAAAGUAUACAACAUCACAUUCUUUUGCUAAUUUUGGUUAUACUGGUCUUAUUGGAUCAAUUGGAGCUUACAAUGAAGUUUCAAUUGGUUUAGGACAAAAAGUUUGGAUUACAACAGAAUAA
Messenger RNA from Rotaria sp. Silwood2, 804 nucleotides. Lineage: Eukaryota; Metazoa; Rotifera; Eurotatoria; Philodinida; Philodinidae. The record is from the annotation of a GenBank genome assembly.